Hyla sarda is the source of this 2543-nucleotide messenger RNA. It is a transcript of the gene CRY1, whose product is annotated as cryptochrome circadian regulator 1. Gene Ontology annotation, cellular component: cytoplasm; nucleus. Gene Ontology annotation, molecular function: DNA binding; FAD binding. Gene Ontology annotation, biological process: negative regulation of DNA-templated transcription; circadian regulation of gene expression; entrainment of circadian clock by photoperiod. The transcript is spliced from 14 exons. The coding region runs from base 568 to 2361 and encodes 597 amino acids. The record is from RefSeq and is a predicted model, not a curated record. Lineage: Eukaryota; Metazoa; Chordata; Amphibia; Anura; Hylidae.
ACAGUCGUCGUAGCUGGACGGUGAGGCGCGCUGUGGACCGUUGCUACGAGCACGUUGCUAAGGGGUAAAGGGGGAGGGGCCGCCGUGUGGCGAACACACUAGAGAAACGUGAGCGCCGCGGGACACGUGACCCGGCCGCUGGCCAAUCGGCAAGAGGAGGCGGGGCUUAGGUGACGUGCUAUGUGGUGUGCCUGAGAGAGCUGGUGCGCACUUGGCUGAGGACAGACCGAGCUGGUGGUCGUGCGUUUGUGGGGGGCGCUCGCCUUUAUCUACACUCAACUUUAUUCGUCUUCGGCACGCACACGAUGUUAGGGAGACCACUGCUGCAUUCUAAUAUCCAAGCAGAACCCCCAUUGUGUCUCUUAGCAACGGAGGAAGGUCGCAGAGGCUAAAAGUCCCCCCUGAACCCCCUCUUUCUACUUUAUAUUUACUUUGACACCAUGAGCCUCUUCUGGACUUGAAUCCAACAUCAACUUAACGUAAAUAUACGCUUUGCUUUCUAGUACCCUAAAAUCUUUAAAAAAAUAAAAAUAAAAAAAAAAACCCAAUAAAACAAGAAAAAGAAAAAUGGGGGUGAAUGCCAUCCACUGGUUUAGGAAGGGUCUUCGUCUCCAUGACAACCCAGCCUUGAUGGAGUGUAUCCAGGGAGCUGAUACCGUCCGCUGCGUCUACAUCCUAGAUCCCUGGUUUGCCGGGUCGUCCAAUGUGGGAAUCAACAGGUGGAGAUUCCUCCUGCAGUGUCUAGAAGACCUUGAUGCCAAUCUUCGCAAACUUAACUCCCGCUUGUUUGUCAUCCGUGGACAGCCUGCCGACGUGUUUCCUCGGCUCUUCAAAGAAUGGAAGAUUAGUAAACUGUCUAUUGAGUACGAUUCUGAGCCAUUCGGAAAAGAACGAGAUGCCGCCAUCAAGAAGCUGGCGAGCGAGGCAGGCGUGGAGGUCAUUGUACGCAUUUCACACACGCUGUAUGAUCUGGACAAGAUUAUCGAGCUGAACGGUGGGCAGCCACCUUUAACCUACAAAAGAUUCCAGACGUUGAUCAGCAAAAUGGAACCGCUGGAAAUCCCGGUAGAGACCAUCACGGCCGAGGUCAUGGAGAAGUGCACAACUCCUGUGUCCGACGACCACGAUGAGAAAUACGGGGUCCCUUCUCUGGAAGAAUUAGGGUUUGACACUGAGGGAUUACCAUCUGCUGUGUGGCCUGGAGGGGAGACUGAAGCACUCACUCGCUUGGAAAGGCACUUGGAAAGGAAGGCAUGGGUGGCAAACUUUGAAAGACCACGAAUGAACGCCAAUUCCCUUCUGGCAAGCACUACAGGGCUAAGCCCUUACCUGCGGUUCGGAUGUCUCUCCUGUCGUCUCUUCUACUUUAAAUUGACAGACUUGUACAAAAAGGUAAAGAAGAACAGCUCACCUCCCCUAUCUCUAUACGGACAGCUCCUGUGGAGAGAGUUUUUCUACACCGCAGCCACAAACAACCCUCGCUUUGACAAAAUGGAAGGGAAUCCCAUAUGUGUUCAGAUUCCCUGGGACCGGAACCCAGAGGCGCUAGCCAAAUGGGCUGAGGGGCGGACAGGCUUUCCGUGGAUAGAUGCUAUCAUGACUCAGCUACGACAGGAAGGUUGGAUCCAUCAUCUGGCACGGCACGCUGUGGCUUGCUUUCUCACUAGAGGAGAUCUGUGGAUAAGCUGGGAGGAAGGAAUGAAGGUCUUUGAGGAGCUAUUACUGGACGCAGACUGGAGCGUAAACGCCGGGAGCUGGAUGUGGUUGUCGUGCAGCUCCUUUUUCCAGCAGUUUUUCCACUGUUAUUGCCCAGUUGGCUUUGGAAGAAGAACAGAUCCCAAUGGGGAUUACAUCCGGCGAUAUUUACCAAUUUUAAAAGGUUUCCCACCAAAGUACAUCUACGAUCCCUGGAACGCUCCGGAGUCAGUGCAGAAAGUUGCAAAAUGUAUUAUCGGAGUAAAUUACCCCAAACCUAUGGUGAAUCACGCAGAGGCCAGCCGCCUGAACAUUGAACGGAUGAAGCAGAUAUACCAGCAGCUUUCCCGAUACAGAGGUCUUGGGCUUCUUGCAUCAGUGCCUUCAAAUCCGAAUGGGAAUGGUGGACUCAUGAGUUAUUCUCCAGGGGACAGCAUGCCUGGGUGCAGCAACAAUGGAGGGUCUCAAAUGGGAACUGAGGGCAACAAUAAUAACCAAGGGGAGAGUCAUCCUGGGAAUGGAGGCAUUCAAGGUUACUGGCAGGGGAGCAGUAUCCUGCAUUACAACCAGGGAGACAACCAGCAGUCCUACUUAAUACAAGCAAAGAACAGUGUGAACUCUGGUGUCUUCUGGCAAACGUCCCAACCCAGAAGAGGAGACUCAUAAAGUGUUGGACCUAAGGUCCAGCGGCAAAGCAGCCACUAACUUGAUGCCGGAAAUCCGAGAGUGUCCUGAACGAUUGAUUCUCCUCAGUAUUGGACUCUGUAUGUAAAUAGGACCACAGAAGAUUAGACAAGAGCGCGGUCUCUCCUCUGAGAACUGUCGUGGACUGUUGGAAGCUCGUCGGC